GAUUUUAAAUUUAGUCUCUGCAUUUCCUACGAAUCAACACAAAAUUUUGGUCAUUGUUGUUGCGACCGUUCAACUAAAAAAAGCAUUCAGUUAGAGGUUGAGAUCAUGGCUCUGUAAUUAACUCAGGUGCGAAACGUUUCCGGUGUGCGUGAAUGAUUGCCUCCAAACAAGGAAUACACUGUCAAAAUCAAGGAUUCAGCAAAGUGGUGGCCGCUGGACGAGAUCUGGACCAGGACAUCUCUCGCUUAUCAUUUAGCAGUAGUUUAAAGAGUGCAAAAUGACAUCAUCAAGGGUGGACCUGUACAUCUAUGACCUUUCGAAAGGGAUGGCUGCAAUCAUGUCACCAAUCAUCAUAGGCAAGAAAAUUGAUGGGGUCUGGCAUACUGCUAUCACUGUCUAUGAGAGGGAAUACUUCUUCACAGCUUCUGGUGUUGAAAACUGUAUCCCCGGCACUACCGCAUUGGGUCCACCUCUGAAGCAGAUCAAGUUGGGUGAAACCCAGGUACCUUAUCCCGUCUUCAUCGAGUAUCUGAACGGGCUUAGUCAGUCUUCCUACGGCGCGAACACUUACCAAUUGUUGAGUCACAACUGUAAUAACUUUUCGGACGAGUUGGCCCAGUUCUUGUGCGGCACCGGCAUACCCAAGUACAUCCUAGACCUGCCGAACGAGGUGCUCCAGACAAACUUGGGCAGUACCUUGGUACCUUUGAUCAGCCAGUGGGAGCAGAGCGCACGACCCACCGUCCAGACCCAGAGCGAGGCGACCACCCGCGAGAAGAGUCCAGAUCUCGACCAGCAAAUCGAAGAGGCCAGAUACAAGUCCUUCGUGCUCGAACAGAGGCGCAAGAAGUUGAAGGAAAAGUUGGCCAAGAGGGAGCGCAAGAAGGAGAAGAGGCGAAAAAAGUUGAUCAAGGAAGGUCACAGCGAAGUGCUUGAAUUAGAAGAAACGGAAAUGGCUGAUACUGAAGCAGCAUUGAAUCCCUCCGAAUCGUCUCUGCCGUCUGAGCAGGCGAUGCAGUUGGAGGAGGAAGAGAGGAGACAGGAGGAGGAGAGGAAAAGGCUAAGAGAUCCUCCGGUGAUCUACAAAACUCUGCACGACAUUAACGUUGAGUUCGACGCUUUGGUCGGAUUGAUAGAUGGGAAGUUGAGCCAGGAGGAGCAAACUUCCUUGGAAGAAUUGCACAAGUUUAUGUUGGAGGAUGAAGGCAGCUGGGUUCUUGGAGAAACCUUCCUCGUGUUUAUUGGAAGACUUCUAAACGACAAAACUCUUCCGGUGGAAGUCAGGGUGAAGACCUUGAACGUUCUCGCGCUCGCCGCUCUUAAAGACGAUGUUAUCCUUUUGCUGCAUCAGGAUAGGAGGGAGCACAUCCUUAUGAACUACGCCUUCGACAUCGAUAGGCACAGCUUGGAGGAGCAGGAAGGUGUCGCUUUAUUCAUGUGCAAUAUGUUUGAGAACUUGAGUUCAUCCGAAUGGAUGCUUUACAUUUCCGAAUGGGCAUACAACAAUCAGCAGACCAGUAACAUCCGAGUUACCACCAAAGUUGCUGUGCAUUCUCUCCUUUCCGACUCAUCCGUUCUUCAAGAGCGUGGUUCGGCCAUCAUCCAUAACCUUGCCUGCAAGGAGAAAAUGUUCAAAAAUUUCAAGAUUCGACAAAGAUUACCCAAAGGCAGUCUGUCCAAGGUGUUCGAUGAUGUCGCCGUCGAGUUGACGAUGGCUCUGCUGCAGUUCUUCAACGGUAAACCGAGCGAAGAGAACCUGUUCAGAUGCAUGAAAGCUUUGGCCAAGUUCGUGGAGAUUUCGAGGCAGGAGGUGCCGCAGCUAAUCCAGAUGAUCGGGCCCGAUCCGAAGACCUUCAAAGGCACAAGUCCGAGGAUCGAUGAGCUCAUCGAGAAGAUCAGUUCGAAAUGCCGUUAAAUUACUUAUCUAUAUUAUUCAAAUGCGUUUCCAAAGAGAGAAAAUGUUGAAUUUUUAAUAAAUAGAAAGAUAACGUUUCCAAUAUGUUAUCGGUGUCAGUAAUGUCAUUUUUUUUUUGGUAGAAUUUUAACUUGUAAGGUCGUUCUUUUUUUUUAAAUU
Molecule: messenger RNA, 2074 nt
Organism: Nicrophorus vespilloides
Lineage: Eukaryota; Metazoa; Arthropoda; Insecta; Coleoptera; Silphidae
Exons: 12
Coding region: 278-1915 (545 amino acids)
Biological process (GO): protein modification by small protein removal
Molecular function (GO): peptidase activity
Source: RefSeq, a predicted model, not a curated record